AUGGACGAGUUGGCUACCUUCCUUUUCAACCGUCACUUUAAGUUCCCUACGGGGGCGAUUCUUUCACCUCUUGUUGAAGGUGCUCCCAGCGAAGAUGCUAUAGAAACUCCGUCUACGCAAGGCAAGUCCACACAUAACAGUCCACAAGAAGUCACCCCAUUUAACAGAUCCACACAAACCAACUCCCCCACGACUACAAAAAUGCCUCUCCUUCGCUCCCUCGCCACAAAGGCCGGAAUCAUCCGCACCCCAUCUGACCGGGAGACCAAGCUCGAGCAAGGAGGGAAAUGGCGCGAAGCCCAGAAGCUGCGCUUCAAGCACUUUACCAAAUGCGCGCGCGAGGUUGACCAAGACAAACAAAUUUACGACCUCAUCCGCGCCGAUCAGCGGAUCCUGUUCCAGGUGCAGGCGCGCGCUGCGCAGCUGAAGACCGAAAAGGACGCUGCGUCUGGCCUGCAGCCUCAGCCGAAGUCUUCCUCCACCGCCCGACCCGCCAAAGUCGCACGGCUUGAGUCGAAACUCCUCGAAUCGAAGGUGGUGCAGAGCGUGAGGUGGUCAUCGAGCGACACCGCGCCGAAACAGCUCCAGAAGGAGUGUCUGGACGGAAGUUGCGAGGCGAUCUGGGUGGCGGAGCAUCACCGACACAACAUGCUCUCGCAAGUGCCGGAGGGGCCGGCCAAACGCGCGUACUUGUCGCUGCAUCAGCAGUCGGGCUGGCACCUGUCGAAGUGGCAGCGAAGUGAAUGCGCGGCGGUUGGGGGAUGCUGUGCGCGGGAUUGUGGCUGUUGUACGAGGUCCAGAUGUCCUGACCUUCCGACACUCUACCACGGUCAUUGUCUCUCAUACUGUCCAUGUUGUGCCAAGGCCCGAGGCUUCACCAUCACACCAGAUAGUAUUGACGAUGAUAAGAUGCUACCGGAAAUCAAAUUGUAUGAUUGGUGUCAUGGAAACCAUGACUACGUGUCUCGUGUGAUGAAUGCGCAUAUCUGGGGACUGUAA
Molecule: messenger RNA, 999 nt
Organism: Aspergillus uvarum CBS 121591
Lineage: Eukaryota; Fungi; Ascomycota; Eurotiomycetes; Eurotiales; Aspergillaceae
Exons: 3
Coding region: 1-999 (332 amino acids)
Source: RefSeq, a predicted model, not a curated record